AUGGCAUCUAAGCGGCAUGUUCAAUACAGUCGUCUUGCUGGUGAUGAUGAUGAUUAUGGUAGUGGUGGGCAACACGACCGUAGAUUUGAAUUUGCACCGAAAUCCUUUGAUAAAAUCCCUUUGAAAUCCAUUGCCCUCGCGCUUUUCCUGCUGUGUCUUGGAUGCAUGCUUCUCUUUCUAUCCUUCUUCAUCUUCACAGGUCACAUUGGAGGAGAACUGUCCCAAGCUUAUGGCCUUCGAGGACUUGGAAUCCUCGCCUUCUUACUGAACCAACUAAUGGCUGGAGGAUUUUACGAGACUCGAAUUGCAUAUUAUUCAUGGAGGGGUGCCCAAGGCUAUCGUUUCGCCUCCAUCCCUGAUUAUUGA
Messenger RNA from Cornus florida, 366 nucleotides. RefSeq lists its product as uncharacterized. Lineage: Eukaryota; Viridiplantae; Streptophyta; Magnoliopsida; Cornales; Cornaceae. Gene Ontology annotation, cellular component: endomembrane system. Bases 1 to 366 code for a protein of 121 amino acids. The transcript is spliced from 2 exons. The record is from RefSeq and is a predicted model, not a curated record.